Messenger RNA from Coregonus sp. 'balchen', 3755 nucleotides. Lineage: Eukaryota; Metazoa; Chordata; Actinopteri; Salmoniformes; Salmonidae. The record is from the annotation of a GenBank genome assembly.
GGCAAAGGCAAAAGCCAGUUGUAAUUAUUUGCAUAGCUUAGCUACUAACGCGUACUCGAAGGCAAUUCAUGGUUAUUUAUUUAUGAAGUACCAUUUUCGUUUUGAAUUAACAUUUCAAAAAUAGAUGUUUACAUUGUAGAGGACAUUUGGUUUUAGAGGCAGAAUGGCUCAGACUAAUUAACGUUUUCGUAAAUUAGUUUAGGUUAGCUAACAUGGUAGCUAACGUUAGCAAGCUAGCUAUUAGCAGGGGGUAUUUUUCUUUCACAUACUAGAUAGCUAACCAGAUAGCUAAAGGAUUGUCAAAGAAAACACGAUGGAAUUUGAGAUAAUUCGUGCUCAAUGCUCGUAUUUUUUGUAACUAGUGAUGCGCGACACUGCUAGCUAGUAACCUCAAUUUCCCAGUGGCUAACGUUAGCUACAGUAAUGUUAGCUAUUAAAAAACGUCGUUAGCCCUUAGUGUUUGACAAGGAAUUCCACACAGAAAUUCUCCCACCCGCAGUCCCAGCACAGUAGUGGAUCUCCAAACUCGGUCUUAACUUGGUACCAAUGCGUGGGAUGAUGGCUACACAGGGCAGCCCUGUCAAGAGUUAUGACUACCUCCUGAAGUUCUUGCUGGUUGGAGACAGUGAUGUGGGGAAAGGAGAGAUCCUGGACAGUCUGCGGGACGGUUCAGCAGAGUCUCCCUAUGCCUACAGCAGUGGUGAUUGUAUGUAACUAGUUAGAAUAUAUCAAAUGUAUACAUUAUAUGAAGUAUAAUACAUACUAGUCAGUGGGUUGUACUCUGGAAUCAAACUGGCCAGUUACCAUUAUACUCUCUGUCCUAGGUUAUCAAGCUUGUUUUAAGAUGAAAAUCUCAAACUACAAGGGAUUGAUCUAAGGUUGGGCUGGCGGUCUGAUAUGAUCAUGUUUGUUUUCUCAGGGAUUGACUACAAGACUACCACGAUCCUGCUGGAUGGGAGAAGAGUCAAGUUAGAAUUAUGGUACAUGUAGAAAAUACUUGUAUAAUACUUGUAGAAAACUCAUUGACAGAAAGCUAAAUGGAAUGUAACAGGGUCAUUCUUUGUUCAACAGGGAUACGUCUGGACAGGGUCGAUUCUGCACAAUUUUCAGGUCAUAUUCACGUGGGGCACAGGUGAGUUAGACCCCUUAAUUCAAGAUGCUUCAGAUUCUAGGCUAUAUCAGGGACAAGUGGACUGUUUACUGAUUAAAGAUGUAAUGCUUGUUCAUGUCACCCACUCCUCCCAACCCACAGGGAAUCCUGCUAGUUUACGAUAUCACAAAUGGCUGGUCGUUUGAUGGCAUUGACCGCUGGAUCCGGGAGAUUGAUGAGGUAAGCUAGUUUGCUGACUGAUCAUUAACACUGCACAUCUGACAAUAUGACUCAAGUCCUCAUUCUAAACAGCAUAUCUGCCUCAUCAUGCUGCAGUAAUGGCUCAAAUGAAAUCCACCAUAGCAGUUUGUAGGUGGUAGAAUGACUAGACAUGUAGAACUAUUGUCAGGCAGACAGGCUGUAGUCUCAGGGUCUGCUGUUGUUAUCAAAAGGCUCCCCUCUGGCAAACAGUUCAGGUCAAUCACGACCAAAACCUCCCGCCACCUGAAUAGCUUUUUCCGCAUGUUGCUGGCCCAUGUUGGCUUCCCACAGUUGUGUCAAGUUGGCUGGAUGUCCUUUGGGUGGUGGACCAUUCUUGUAACACACAGAAAACUGUUAAGUGUGAAAAUCCCAGCAGCGUUGCAGUUCUUGACACACUCAAACCGGUGCACUUGGCACCUACUACCAUACCCCAUUCAAAGGCACUUAAAUCUUGUCUUGCCCAUUCACCCUCUGAAUGGCACACAUACACAAUCCAUGUCUCAAUUGUCUCAAGGCUUAACAAUCCUUCUUUAACCUGUCUCCUCCCCUUCAUCUACACUGAUUGAAGUGGAUUUAACAACUGACAUCAAUAAGGGAUCUUAGCUUUCACCUGGAUUCUCCUGGUCAGUCUAUGUCACUCAGUGUAUAGUUAUAAUGUAGCUUAGUGUUAAUAAUAUAGUCUGUAGUUUUUAGCUUCAGUGGCCAUAGUGUACACACUGUACAUGGAUUCUGCCUCUCUAUAUUUUGUAUUUUCUGUCUGUCUGACUCUGUAACCGCACUAUGUCACCAAGAAAAAUUCCUGUACAUGCAAAUGUAUUUGCAGAAUAAAGGUGAUUCUGUUCUUCCUGUUUCCUUCCUGCCUUGAGAAGGCCAGCAGCAUUGUCCCUGUGUUUCCUGUUCGGACAGGGUUUGUGUGCGAGAGAGAGGGUGUGUGUGUGUGAUUUGAUAGAAGGAAUCGUAAACAAGAUAGGAGUUGUUAACAAAAACAAUCCCUUCACUCAAUAUCAUCCUCCUAUUGCUUGCUUAUCCCAACCCUUUCUCUCUCUUCUUUCCCCAGCAUGCCCCGGGGGUGCCCCGCAUCCUAGUAGGCAACCGGCUCCACCUGGCCUUUAAGAGGCAGGUGCCCACGGAGCAGGCCCGGGCCUAUGCAGAGAAGAACGGCAUGACCUUCUUUGAGAUCAGCCCGCUGUGCAACUUCAACGUCAUCGAGUCGUUCACGGAGCUGUCGCGCAUCGUGCUGAUGAGGCACGGCAUGGAGAAGUUCUGGAGACCAAACCGAGGUGAGGAGACCAGGGAAGACUAAAGUUACAGCCACUAUAGGGUCUUGGAUUGGGAAGCCUUAGGGUACAGUAAAACAAUGGGAAAGGUCAAAGGUUAUAGUUGGUGUGAGGAAACUUAGGCUUGUUUGUUAUUUGAUUUUGCGACCCUUCAAUUAUUUGAUUUGAUUGAUAUGUGGAAUAUAUUACCUUACAUUUGAGUCAUUUAGCAGACGCUCUUAUCUAUUCGGAAUAAUGAAAGGUGGUUGUAUCUUGCUUGCCGUGUUCUGAUUUCAUGGGAGGAAGCACACUGGGCUCUCCUCAUCAUUGACACAAUAACAGCUGUCUCCCCUGCUAAAUAAACCAGUAAUACAACUAGAAUGUUGUCAUGUCCUAUGCUAUAAUGUUAUCGCAUGUAAUACAACAUUACUAUGGCCUUCCCUGUUCAUCCCCCUCCCCACCAGUGUUCAGCCUCCAGGACCUGUGUUGCCGGGCCAUCGUCUCAUGCACCCCCGUCCACCUCAUCGACAAGCUGCCUCUCCCCGUGGCCAUCAAGUCCCAUCUCAAGUCCUUCUCCAUGGCCAACGGCAUGAAUGCUGUCAUGAUGCAUGGACGUUCCUACUCCAUGGCCACCAAUGCGGCGGGCGGCAGCGUGAGCGGCAGUAGCAAUAAGGCAAACAGUCUGAAACACUCCAAGUCCUUUAAACCGCCUCAGAGCCCCCCCAAGAGUAGUAGCAGCAAAAGUAACUGUAUGAUCACCUAGUGAGGGGCGAGGGAGGAACUUCUGAGGCCUCCCAUUGGGCCUAAUGCUAUCACUCUAUGGGGUGCUCAGGGACCCCGAUUUGGAGAUGCAUAAAUGCACAACAGGAACUGUAAGAGCUGUGAGUGAGUCAGCUAUGGCGUUCACUCUCUCUGAGCCCCUAGCGCCAUCUUGUGGGUCACCGUUAAACCCACAGCUACCACCUGCUGUGACCAAUAGAGCUCGCCAGUUUGAAGUCCUAAAACCCGGAAGUGAGUUGCUUCUGGUUCGUUCAGUCAUCCCUAUGGGGAAAAAAUUGGGGUUUGGGAUAAACACAGAAAAUAAGGUCUGAGGUUAACACAGGCUUAUGAGAUCUUAUACAGUACAUUUUGUUCUAUGAGAUAAUAUC